Messenger RNA from Penicillium soppii, 2349 nucleotides. It is a transcript of the gene xlnD, whose product is annotated as beta-xylosidase XylA. Gene Ontology annotation, cellular component: plant-type cell wall. The transcript has 2 exons. Gene Ontology annotation, biological process: xylan catabolic process; arabinan catabolic process. Lineage: Eukaryota; Fungi; Ascomycota; Eurotiomycetes; Eurotiales; Aspergillaceae. Gene Ontology annotation, molecular function: xylan 1,4-beta-xylosidase activity; alpha-L-arabinofuranosidase activity. The record is from RefSeq and is a predicted model, not a curated record. Bases 1 to 2349 code for a protein of 782 amino acids.
AUGGGAAUCACUUCGCUACUCGCCUUGUUGGCGGCCAUCGCGCCGGCCACAUUGGCACAGGAUAAUUCAAGCUAUGUUGACUAUAAUACCGAACCUCAACCGAACCUUUACUCCGAGACAAUGAACGUCAUUGAUUGGGCGUUCCCAGACUGCUCCGAUGGUCCCUUGAGCAAAACAAUUGUUUGCGAUACAUCAGCGAGGCCUCACGAUAGGGCCGCCGCCCUUGUCUCCAUGUUUACCUUUGAAGAACUCGUGAACAGCACCGGAAACCUCAUUCCACCUAUUCCCCGCCUUGGGCUCCCGCCGUACCAAGUUUGGAGUGAAGCUCUCCAUGGAAUCGAUCGCGCCAAUUGGACAGAGUCAGGAGACUUCAGUUGGACCACGGCAUUCCCAUCCCCUAUCCUCUCAAUGGCUGCCUUGAACCGCACCUUGAUUAACCAAAUCGGUGACAUCAUCUCAACCCAAGGCAGAGCAUUCAACAAUUACGGCCGUUAUGGACUGGAUGUUUAUGCCCCUAACAUCAAUUCCUUCCGUCACCCUGUUUGGGGUCGUGGCCAGGAAACCCCAGGUGAGGACGCGAACAUUCUGUGCGCGACUUACGCCUUCGAAUACAUCACCGGUAUUCAAGGAGGUGUGGAUCCAGUCCCUCUGAAGCUUGUUGCCAAUGCGAAGCACUUUGUCGGUUACGAUAUUGAGAACUGGAACAACCACUCGAGACUGGGCAACGAUAUGAUCAUCACCCAACAGGAUCUGUCAGAGUACUACUCGCCCCAGUUCAAGGCUGCUGUUUUAGAUGCCCGAGUCCACAGCGUCAUGUCAUCAUACAAUGCAGUGAACGGGGUUCCUUCUUCCGCGAACACUUUCUUGUUGCAGACUCUCCUGCGAGACACCUGGAAUUUUGUUGAAGAUGGCUAUGUUUCUUCCGAUUGCGAUGCUGUGUACAAUGUUUUCAAUCCCCACGGCUAUGCGUCCGACACAGAGCUUGCUGCGGCCAAGAGCAUGUUGGCCGGCACGGAUAUUGACUGCGGAGAGACAUAUCAGCUUUACCUCAAUGGUUCCUUCACAAAGGGUGAGAUCUCUCGCAGCGAGAUUGAACGCGGCGUGAUUCGGUUAUAUUCUAAUCUUGCGAGUCUGGGAUACUUCGACGGAAAGGACAGCAAAUACAGAGACCUUGAUUGGUCUGAUGUCGUUGCCACCGAUGCCUUGAAUAUUUCCUACGAAGCCGCCGUAGAGGGCAUUGUUCUCCUCAAGAACGAUGGCACCUUGCCUUUGUCCGCAAACACUAGCAGCGUCGCUUUGAUAGGACCCUGGGCAAACGCGACCACGCAGAUGAAAGGAAACUAUCUCCCUCUCUCGGCCUCGGAACUUGACGUCAACUACGCCUUUGGAACUAACAUCUCUUCCGAGUCAACUGAACACUUUGAUGCCGCGAUCGCAGCUGCGAAGAAAUCCGAUGUCAUUAUUUUCGCGGGUGGAAUUGACAACACAAUCGAAGCAGAGGGCAUGGAUCGCCAGGAGAUCACAUGGCCCGGCAACCAACUUGAACUCAUCAAGCAGCUCAGCGAACUCGGAAAGCCUUUGAUCGUUCUUCAAAUGGGCGGUGGCCAGGUGGACUCUUCAGCACUCAAAGCUAGCAAGAAUGUCAACUCAAUUGUUUGGGGUGGAUACCCUGGACAGUCCGGCGGUCUUGCAAUCCUGGAUAUUCUUACUGGCAAGCGUGCUCCAGCAGGCAGACUGACAGCUACCCAGUAUCCAGCCAAGUAUGCUCAUCAAUUCCCCGCAACGGAUAUGAGCCUGCGGCCAAACGGAAGCAACCCGGGUCAGACGUACAUGUGGUAUACUGGCAAGCCCGUUUUUGAGUUUGGACAUGGUCUGUUCUACACUAAAUUCAAAGCAUCACCGGCCAAAUCUCAGGGUCCUACCAACGGAACAACUUUCGAUAUCGACAAGCUUCUUACGCGUCCUCACACUGGAUACAACCUCGUUGAGCAGUUGCCUUUCAUGAACUAUACUGUUAACAUCAAGAACACUGGCUCAGUAGAGUCUGACUAUACUGCCAUGGCCUUUGUCAACACCACGGCUGGUCCCACUCCACACCCUAUCAAGUGGCUAGCCGGAUUUGACCGUUUGGGCUCACUGAAGCCAAAGUCAUCCCAGACAUUGACCAUUCCCAUCUCGUUGGACAAUGUUGCUCGUACUGAUGUUGAUGGAAACCGCAUUAUUUAUCCUGGCAAGUAUGAGCUGGCUCUAAACAAUGAACGGUCAGCCGUUCUGAAGUUCACUUUGACUGGUGAUGCUACGACUAUUGCUACUUGGCCGAAGGAGGAGCAACUCAUUGUCCCUUCAUAG